Myxocyprinus asiaticus (Chinese sucker) is the source of this 4604-nucleotide messenger RNA. RefSeq lists its product as uncharacterized. Lineage: Eukaryota; Metazoa; Chordata; Actinopteri; Cypriniformes; Catostomidae. The coding region runs from base 157 to 3171 and encodes 1004 amino acids. Gene Ontology annotation, molecular function: zinc ion binding; sequence-specific DNA binding. The transcript is spliced from 17 exons. The record is from RefSeq and is a predicted model, not a curated record.
GCGUUUCCAAGAUGGCGGCCGACUUGUCUUGAAGGGACUUUGGCGGCACAAGUGUGAGCAUUCUUACUUCCGGUCUUAGCGACGUUCGCGGUUUCUGUGAGAGGAGAAAGGAGACGUUCAGAGGAGACUUGGCUAACUGGUACGAGUGUUUUUAAAAUGAAAGCGGGGAGAGUGAUCUAUCAGCGGCAGGAGAGAUCAUCCUCUUUAUAUUGUUGUGUACCUCAAUGCGCUAAUUCAUCGAGAUACAACGCUGAGAUUAGCUUUCAUUCUUUCCCUGUAGAUUCUGCUGUUCGGGCUCAGUGGUUAGUCAAAAUCUGUAGGGACCACUUCAGUCCUACACAAAACACUCGAGUGUGUAGUAGACAUUUCGAGAGAGAUGAUUUUGUUCUGACAUCUGGGGGACUAAGAAGGCUCAAAAAAGGAGCCUUGCCGUGUUUUUUUGCGUGGAACAACUACACUCUACCCACACAGACACCUAAUGUUUGGGAUACAGCAAAGAUAUCGCCGGCUGACUCCGACUUGUGUGCGGUUCACGCGGCGCCUGAACUUGACCACUCCGUUACUCCAGCAACGUCAGUGAUGGAAGCUCUAGAGGAGAAAAAAGAGGGCUCUGUAAAUAUGGAGACCGAGGAAGUAGCACCUGAGGCACCUGUAGAACCACCAACCGAAGUGGUAGAUGCAAAUACUGAGGCAAACAAAGAGCCCACGGCAAGCGCAGAAAUUCAGGACAUUCAGAACCAUGUCACGGACAACAAUAAAGAGGAAGCCGUAACUGAGACGCAAGGUGAGUCUGCCAAAGUCACGGAAGGGGAGACAGACCCUCACAGACAAGUCACGGACAAUCCUUCUUGUGACUGGUUGGAGCCACUUGAAGAAGACUGUGAUGAAGCUGAUGCUCAGAGCGGCGACCAGGAUGGAACAGAGAGCCUUGCAGGGAGCGAGCUGAGAGGGGGCAGAAGCGGCGGAUUUAAACCUCGUAGGAGACCGCAGUGCGAGGCUGAUGAAGGCUGGGAAGAUUGCCCUUCAUUAGGUGAAGGAUGGAAACGCAAACAGGUUUUCCGUAGAUCAGGCACAAGUGAAGGACGCAGUGACACGUACUAUACAAGUCCUUGCGGUCAUAAAGUGAGAAGUAGGGUUGAGCUUCUGAGAUAUGUUGAUCCUUCCCUCGACCUCACAAACUUUGAUUUCAAGACGGGCAAGAUCCUUGAUGAUGCAGUUCCAAAAAGAGGAAGGAGGAGGAAAGUGGAAUCUUCCCUGCUAUACUUUGGAGGCUCCGCUGAAGUGCCAAAUAAAUUAAUGGAUGCAGGGGGCUGGGCCAGUAGUCCAGGAUCUUCAGCAAAUCUCAGUGCCUUCCAGAGAGAAGGCCCAUAUGUGAAGCCGAAGGUGGAGAAUUCCACAACCGUGACAGAUACAACUGUUCCAAGCUUUACCACUCCUCCUAAUAUUAGUCUGACUGAAAUUCCAGCAAAGCCAACUGCUCCUCUCUUGGGGGGUUCUGACGGGCUUGUGAAUGGCAGUGUUGGAACUUCAAAACCUUUCCUGAGUGUCUGCGUGAAAUGUAAUAAAACUAUUACAUUUGAAGAGGGACAAACUAUGUGCCAGAACUGCAGGCUUGAGGUUAACAUACCAAUAGAGAAAGGCAGGAAACCCUACAAAAAGUGGGUGCCAUGUGGCCGGUGCCGGGGUUGCCAAGUCAUGGUGGACUGUGGAAAAUGUGUCAGCUGCAGAAAUGGCAAGCUUCGGCUUCGACUGAAUAUCCGCUCCCGGAAAAUCGUUAAAUGUCGCAAAAGAAAGUGUUUACACCCCAUCCGUAGGGACAAGAGUGGAAAGGUUAAUCCACAGACAUCAGGAGGACAGUUUUCAAACACAUUUGGAUCCAUCAGCACAGCUUCAAGCAUUCAAAAAUUUCAGCCCUCAGUCGCAGAUUUUGAGGAAUCACAGAGCUCCUUGGCACAGUACAGUGACUCAGAGGAUGUGUCUCUGUUCCUUGGCGGUAAUGAUGGUGACUAUGGCUAUGAGAUGGUUGCAGGAAAGUUACGUCGCCGGUCCUGUGGGAAAUGUAGAGGUUGCGUUCGGCGUACGGACUGUGGAACUUGCGAUUUUUGCAUGGAUAAACCCAAGUUUGGAGGCAGAAAUAAAAAAAGACAGAAAUGCCGUCUACGGCAGUGUGAAAGAGAGGCUAUGAAGCAUUUGCUGCCCAUGGAUGAGAAUCAGUCAGAAAUGCUUAUUCCAGAGGAACGUGGCAGGCCAAGGCCACGUUAUACAUAUUCACGUGGUAGACCCAGGAAUAGAAGAUUGUGGGAUUUCGAGGUCUCGGAUAAUGAGGCUGAACGUUAUGAGACCCCAAAUCCUUUCUCAGGUUCUGCACAGAUGGUGAAAAGGGACAGGCUCCUCAUCCCCAAUUAUAAUGGAAAGGCUUACAGUUAUUCUGACAUUCCAAACAGUUAUAUGCUUAACAACAUCCCACUCUACAGCUUCCAAAAUGUUGAGAUCAGCCACCAGCUGCACGUAGGAAGGGUGGAAAUGAUCAAAGAAAAUGGGCUUCAAGGCAGUGGCAUCAAUAGCAGAGGCCUUCUGUCUGUUAGACCAGGAAUUCAGCAAGAUUUUCUUUCUGCAGCAAGAUGUGAGAGUGUGCCAUUUCCCCCAAGCUAUGGAUUUGGUGCUGCUGAACAGGAUGUUGAAUCUUCCCCAUCGAUCACCCAGAUAUUCAGUAUGGCUGACAGUGACCCUGCAACCAAAGGCAUUGACAUUGAUCAUGAGCUGAUGCAGCUGCUGAGGUCUCUUCGUAGCACAGUACUUCCUGUCCUCUGGUACUGCGUUGUGAUGGAGGGUCCAAGGUUGCAGUUAAUGCAGUGCUCCAAGCGCUCCACUAUGGCAGACACCAUUGUUCAUAUUGAGCCCAACUUCUACUACCACAUCAGCGUCCAGGAACAGCCCCUCUUGCCCACCCACAAACUCUACGACAGCCACCCUCCUCGUCUCACCACAACAACAGAGGUUAUUGCCCUCCUUGAGGACCUGGAAAAGCAUGCUGUCUGCCAGGGCUUUGCGAAGAAAUGUUCUACACCUGGACCAGAGCCGGUUCUUCCUGAGCGGGCGGCCACCUGCGACUUCCUCAUUUUACCAGAGGCAGAAUGCUGUCCAAAAUGCUCAACUCUGCAACAGGGUUAGAGAAAAUGUUCAGCACAUGGGAAUCGGUUUUUAAGGAACAGUUCACCCAACAAUGACAAUUGUUGUCAUUUACUCACCGUCAUGUCGUUGCAAACCUGUAUGACUGUCUUUGUAAUGUGGAACACAAGAGCAAAAUUUGUAUGAAAAUCCCGGUGUGUCAAUUCAGUAUAAUGGCAGUUAAUAGUGUCCAAAAGCAUCCAGAUGUAUCAUAAAAGAAGUCCGUGAGGCUCCUAUGACGUUCCAAGUCUUCUGAAGGCAAUGGUAGGCUUUAAUGAGAAAUAACCUGAAAUGCAAGUCAUUUUUCAGUCAGUUUUUCUCGUUCAUGAGUGCACGAGAGAAGCUCGUUCACGUGCGAACUUGCAUAGUUUUUAGCGCUAAGCCUUAAACCUAACGCACAAGCCGCAUGGACUACUUUUAUGGUCCUUAUUUAUGUUUUAAAGUGAGUCCUUAUCAACUGUCAUUGCAUUUAGUAGAUUUUUUUUUUCUUUUGUGUUCAACAUGGGAAAGUCACGCGGGUUUAGAAUGACUGAGGGUGAGUAAAUUAUCACCGAAUUUUCAUUUAAGUAAUACUCCUAUUUAUGCCAAUUAUGAACUGUUCCAGCCAACCUGCAAGAUUAAAUAUCUUCCUACUCCAAAAUAGAAAUAUUGAAGCACCCUUUAUGAUUUACUUCAGAGGGACACCAACAUUACUUUGACUUUCAGAUUAUUGCUUUGUUACUUUAAUCCAUUGAAAGACAAAUUGUGAACAUAACGGUACAAUGAUUUGAAACCCUUACUCUAUUAUUACACUCCAUUUAGGUUAAAUAGCUAUUGCGGUAUCAUCCCACAUGAAGAAGCAUUACCACCCUGACCUCUAAGCAAAAAUGUGUAUUUUUUUUUUUUUUUACCCUUAAGUAUAUAAACAUAAUUUCUUUUACCCACUAAGGCUAAUGAUGCACAUUGAACCCUGACUGUUCAUUAAAGUUGGAAGCAGUUUAACUGUACAUCAUGCCAUGCAUUAAGCUUGUAAUAGUUUACAGAAUUGACGUUUAAGUGAAUCGCAUUUCACACCAUCGUCUGUUUGAAUUCCUCAUACCAGUAAUGUCUAUACAUGAUCAUAGUUCUAAUGCUUAUAUACUUCUCAGGGGGGAUUUUUCAGAAUGCAUUAAUCAAAUGGAAGAUCCAUAUUUGUUGAAAGAUUUAAUAUUUGCUGUUUAAUAUGGGAUGAGGCUGCUCUCUUUUGAAUAGAUAAUUUUGUACAUACUGCAACAAUUACGGCAGUUAAAUCAGAUAGAUAAAAUCUAGCGAGAAUUUUUUUAUAAACUUGUCGUUUUUUUCAGAAUUUUCUUUAAUUUUCAUUUCCUGUUACAAAACACUGAAUUGUGUUUGUAUGUGCUUUCAUAUUAUGAACAAUCUGAUAAUUCUCUAUUUAAUAAAUCAUAUUAUCAGUUGGA